UAAUAUAUUGUAACUAUUAAUUGAAGUCGCUUGCUUGGAAAACAUAAGCUAUGGAACAAGUUUGCCGUGCUUGCAUGACUAGUUCCGUGGCACUAGUGGAUAUAUUCGCCGAUCAGAGAGCUCCUAGUCUGGCGGACAUGCUGAACGAGUGCGUCGACUGUGAGAUAAAACAAGACGACCAACUUCCAAAGAAAAUAUGCCUAGCGUGCAUUUGUGAUGUUCAAGCUGCAUUUGGAUUUAAGCGCAAGUGCGAGAAGAGCCACCAGGUGUUGAGCGCAAAGCUAAAUAAAGCUGUAAAUUUGGAAAUGACAGAGAAAGACAUAGACCUAGGUUGUGUGAAGGAGGAACAGGAGGAAUUCACAAGUGCAGAAGAGAAUCAAAGGGAAUAUAAUUCCAAUAUGUCAAGUAGCAGUCCUAUCAAUGUUCCAUCUGAUUGCAAUACGAAUGUGAAUAUACAGUCUGAAUUGCUUAAUACAGAAAAUUUGGAACUGGCGGAAGAAAGCAUUGACUUAGGCUGCGUCAAGAUUGAGAAGGAUGCAGUCGUGGCUACUGAAAAUGUAAACAAUGUAUCAAGUGCAACGCCAGUGGAAACUUCUGAGACACAGAAAGUCAAUGAGGAGUGCCAGGAAGCCUAUAAGCCGAAUAAUAAGCUACCAUCUAAUUUAAAGACUGAGUCUGCUCCCAAAAGAAAUCAAUUCCAAUGUCCACACUGUUCAAAAGACUUUAGCCAAAGCUCGCAUCUCAAUGCGCACAUUCGUACUCAUACUGGUGAACGGCCAUACAAAUGUACACACUGUCCAAGAGCCUUUAGUCAGGCUUCAAAUCUCCGUAAACAUCUCUGCAUUCAUUCUGGCGAACGUCCAUUUAAGUGUCCUCACUGUUCAAAAGCCUUUACUCGACACACGGAUCUGCAAUACCACGUCUCGAUUCAUCCAGGCAAACAAAUCCACAAGUGUCCACACUGCACAAGAUAUUUUAUAGAGAGCGCUGAGCUCGAGGAGCAUUUACGUUAUCACACAGGAGAUCGAAUUUACACUUGUACAGAGUGCUCCAAAGAGUUUGGCUAUGCUUGGCAACUGCAGAGGCACAUUCGAACGCACACCGGAAAGCAUCCAUUCAAGUGUCCCCACUGCUCAAAGACCUGUGUGGACAAGGGAGAUCUAGGCAGACACAUCCGAUCCCACACCGGCGAGCGUCCGCACAAAUGUCCACACUGUCCAAAGGCUUUCACCCGCGCUGCUUAUCUUAAAACGCACAUCAAUACUCAUAGCUAAGAAAACCCAUAGUGGAAACUCUUAUAAAUCCGUUAUAUAAUUCACAUCAUUGGAUUAUUCAAUUAUUUGUCCUAAUUCCUUGCCUAGCGUUUUAUAAUUUAAAUUUGGCGGCAAAUGUGCCUAAGCCCCAUACUGCAAUUAUCGAUGAAUGUCUUGAAGCUCGAUAAAUGUAUCUUUUGCUAGAAAACGGAAUAUUUGAUAUAAAAGUGUAAUAUCAGAAAUGCAAGUGAAAUAAAAUAAGGCUAAGCGAAUCUUCAUUAA
Drosophila innubila is the source of this 1535-nucleotide messenger RNA. Its product is annotated as zinc finger protein 771. Gene Ontology annotation, molecular function: RNA polymerase II cis-regulatory region sequence-specific DNA binding; DNA-binding transcription factor activity; zinc ion binding. The record is from RefSeq and is a predicted model, not a curated record. Lineage: Eukaryota; Metazoa; Arthropoda; Insecta; Diptera; Drosophilidae. Bases 51 to 1274 code for a protein of 407 amino acids. The transcript has a single exon. Gene Ontology annotation, cellular component: nucleus. Gene Ontology annotation, biological process: regulation of transcription by RNA polymerase II.